Molecule: messenger RNA, 4068 nt
Organism: Microsporum canis CBS 113480
Lineage: Eukaryota; Fungi; Ascomycota; Eurotiomycetes; Onygenales; Arthrodermataceae
Product: RNA polymerase Rpb1 C-terminal repeat domain-containing protein
Exons: 2
Coding region: 1-4068 (1355 amino acids)
Source: RefSeq, a predicted model, not a curated record
AUGGCCAAGAAGGGUGCAAAGGCCAAAGACGUGGGGCCCAAGGCCAAGGGUGGCAAGGGAAAAGCCUCGAAAAAACAGCAGAAACAAAAACAAGAGGAAGAGGAGGAAAAAAUCCAGACUGAAGAGCAGGGGCAGCAGCCUGAGGAAGAUCAAAACAUACCGGUAGAGCAAGAACAAGCUCAAGCUCAAUCAGAGGAUCCGCCCCAGAAGACCGAGGAAGACCCAAAGCUUGACGAAGCGGGGGAACCCAAUGAGGGCCCGAAACCGGAAGAAGAACCGAAGCCGGAAGCGGAGGUAACACCAGAGGAGCCAAAGGUGGAAGAUGAACCAAAGACUGAAGAGGGAUCUAAAUCCGAGGAGGAACCUAAGCCUGAAGAGCCCAAAAAUGAAGAAGUCAAGGUUGUAGAAGAGCCAACUAUUGAAGAGCCAAAGGCCGAAGAAGAGGUCAAGGAUAGGGAGCCAAAGGCUGAGGACGAGCCGAAGCUUGAAGAGCCAACGGUCGAUGCACUACAGGCCGAGGAAGUACCAGUUACCGAAGAGCCAAAGGUUGAGGAAGCACCUCAGCCUGAGGAAGAGACAAAACCUCAAGAAGAGUUAAAGGUCGACGAGGAACUCAAGGCUGAAGAGCCAAAGGCUGAAGACCUAAUAACAGAGGAAGUGCUAAAGCUGGAAGAACCGAAAACCAAAGAGGAUGUAGUUCCUGUGGAAGAAGUCACCCCUGAAGCAGCAGCACCUGAAGAAACCAAGCCUGAGGUGGAAGACAGGUUCGAAGAAGCGAUACCAGAACCAGAGGCAUGGCCGGAGGAAAAAGAGAAGUUCGAGGAGGCAAUACCGGAACUAGAGGUGAAGCCAGAUGAAGAAGAGAAAUUUGAGGAAGCAAUGCCAGAACCAGAGGUAAAGCCAGAGGAUGAAGUUGUCCCAGACGCUGUACGACCAUCGGAACCAGUGCAGCCAGAAGACAAGCAAGAUGAACAGACCCCUGAGGUAGAGAAAGAGAAUGAAAGGGCGUGGGAUGAACAAGAGGAGAAGGAACAAGAGACAGUCAUUGAAUCUCCAAUUACUCGGAAAUCUCCUUCACCGUCCCCAGCUCCCUCUCAACCCCAGUCUUCCGCUUCUAAAAACCCCUCCAAGCCGCCCUCGAUAAUACAAAGUCUUCCUCCGCUACCAAGAUCCAUUUCCUCCACGCCAUCAAACUUGAGCCUGAGUCAAGCAUUCCCAUCACCAAAGCUUUCCUCCACUGGAAGCCGAAGCAAGUCGGUAAAGUGCGCUAGCACAGAGGCUGGAGACGAAUUCCAAGAAGUCGAGGAAACUCCCCAGCCUGCCGCAGCUAACACUUCAUAUAAAGGCCGAUCUGCUUCACCUCGGUCUCAGUAUGAUGUAACUGAUAGUGACUACCAAACUGCCUACGGCUCCGCCAAAACCCCUACCACCACAAGGGCUGUAUCAAACGGAGCAUAUUCACCUUCUGAUGUUCCCCUGCCUUCACCCUCUGUAUCGGAGGCGAGGACAAAGUCUGCUUCCCCUACUCAACCUUCUUAUGAAUACACACAUCAGCCGCAGCCAAUCCCUGCCUCUGCACCACAUUUUGCCUACCCAUAUCCAUACGCUCACCUAUAUCAGCAAAAUUCCAACUACCCAGGCAGUCCAGUGAUGGAUCAGACACCGGCAAAUGUGGUUACUCCGCAGUACUCACCUGUCAUGCAUCCUUCCCCGCAACCCCAUUAUGCAGCAUCCUUCAGCCAACACCAGGGAAGGAGGGCUAGCCGAUCAUCGAGAAGCCAGUAUGACUACUACUUUGGAAAUACUUCCCAAUACCGCUCUGCUCGAGAGUCGAUGUCUCAGCCUACGGAAAAUGGCAAACCACAUUUGAACGGUGAACGAGAUCUCGCAGAUACAGUUAAUCUUCUCCACCGCAUUCAAAAUGUGAUUCCGGACCUUAACAAGCUAGUGGUCAGCUACCGCGAGGCACAAAGCCAGUUAUCCGCCAGGGAGGCAGAGAACAAGCAAAUUGAGGCUCAGCAUGAACAAGCUCUGUUACAUAAAGAGUAUUAUAUCGAGGCGUUGCAAAAUCAGAUGAGGAAAGUUGCCAAUGAACAUGCUGAAGAGUGUUCAAAGCUGAAGGGCAAGAUUGGUGCUCUCGGGGUUGAACUCAGUGACCUCCAGGAGAGAAACAGAAACACCGAGGAUACGCUGGUUGAGACGCAGAAAGCAAGAGAGGAGCUGCUUCGUGCCCGAGAUGAAUUGGAAGGCGAAAUUGACCAUAUUCAGAAGGAGAUUGAAGCAGCACGCGAAGCACACGAGCGUGACCUAGUGAGACUGAAGAGGGAGGCAGAGAAGGCAGAAGAGGAGGCACUUGCCGAGCAGAAGGAAAGACUGGAGGGCCUUUUCCAGGAAAUCAAAAACGAAGAUGACAGGAUUGCUGCCGAACAGCUCAAGGCUCGUGAGGAUGAGUUACUGGGCGAGCUUGCCGCCAAACAGAAAGAGCUCGAUGCCAACGAGGCAGCACUGAAGUCAACCAUGGAAGAGCUCAAAUCUACUCAGGAAGAGCUGAACGACAAGAAGGCCGAACUUGCAGAGAAAUACUCCGAGCUUGAGGCCCUCAAGGAGGAGCUGGCGAAGACAAAGACCGAUCUCCAGGCUAAACAGCAAGAAUGCGAGUCCAAGCAAAGCGAGCUGGAAACUAUUCGAAAGGAUCUCGAAGAGACCAAGCGCAACCAUGAAGAGGAACUCACAGCAUUGAGAGGCGCGUUGGAAAGCCAGACCAACAACGUCAAGGAGAUCAAAGAGCGUUUGGCCAACAUGGUCCUUGAGCACCGAAACCAAGAAGAGACAUGGCAGAAAGCCCGCGAAGGUUUCGAAGCACAGCUCCACGAGAAGGCCGAAGAAUUGAAGCUCAGCAACGAGGAGAAGGAGGUGCUCGAACGAGAAGGUCUGGCGAAAGAGGAGAGACUCCAGAGCAUAGUAGAGGAGAUGCGCCAGACCCAUAAUAACCUGAACAAGGACCGAGAGAGAUUGAAGAAAACCCUACAUAGCCUUGGUGAAGCGACGGACAUGAAGAUGAAGGGGGAUUCGUUCUUCAUUGAGUCCUUUGCCGAGUUGUCGCGACUUAUCGUUGAGGUAUCCAAGACGUACUUCACCUACUUGCCCAUCGAGCCACCACCGGAUAUCCUAGCCAAAAUCCCAUCUGAUAUCCCGCAGUUCUUGGACAACACGCCAGCAUCCCGAGAGCUUCGUGCUGCCUAUGUCCAGCAUGUCAUCUCGAAGACCCUGACCUACAGGAUCUUCCAACCCUUCCUGUUUACUCUUGGAAGACGGUACGACAAGGCGGACACAUUUUUCCAGAUGCUCUCAAUCGACAUCCGUCGCAAGUCAGUACGACGUGAAGCUUUCUGGAGACAACAAACCCUCAAGGCGGCAUAUACGACUUCUGAUGCCAAGCAGGCAAUCAAUGUGGUUGCGGCUGUCAUCGUUGACGAGAUUGUUGACCACAUCCGCCACUUUACGGAUCCAACUCAUCUUGACGCCCUGCUCACGAAUGUCCGAAAGAUUGUAAAGCUCGCAGCCGAGACAUGGAGAUUGGCUCGUGUUGAACGAGAACUGAUCACAGCCACUAUGCCGUCAGCAGAGGACGAGCAGACUGUGAACGAGGAGUGGGAAGAAUUCGACUAUGAGUCGAACGCCCCAUCCCCCGGGGUCGAAGCCACAGCCGAGCCGCUGACACCAAGGAAGUUCCGUCGGCCUCUUCUCCGAAUGCUCCCUCGUAUCUUCCGCGGGGCCGUGCAUGAAGACUUCCUCACUGAAGAUGACCACGAGAAGGCAUUGCCCUGCACGUACCUCCGGGGAGUCAUCCUGUAUAGCGACUCCCCCUCUGUCUUGGCCAGACGGGCUGAGAUGUUCAAGAAAAAGCCAGAGGCAUCUGGAGUUAUUGACGAUGCAGAAGAUGCUCGACUGCGGGCCGCAUCUGCCACUCCGCCAAACGCGGGUGCGAGAAGCCCUUCUCCGAAAAGCCCGGUUCGAUCUCCCAGAUCUAGGAGAUCUAGGGAAAGGGCUUUAAGUGGUGACGACUAG